AUGUCUGACAGUGAUGAGGAGCUCAACGAUUUCUUCGAAGACCGUGAAGGCGAAUUGAAUGAACAGAGUCAAGAAACCGAAGAGAUUUUCCCGUUAUUACCGCAAAUUGCUUCGAAUAUUUAUGGCGAUGAAGAUGAUGAAGAAGAGCAGGAGGAAGACUAUGACUCUGAAGAGGAGGUGGUUUUUGCCGAUUUUGAUGGGAUAAGUAUAAUUCCCGACAAGGUUCAAGAGGAUGUUGUUGAACUUGAUAUUGAACUAGACGGGAUUGAACAAUACGAGGAGGAGGAUUGUCGAAUACAUCAAAUUAACCAUUCACCGGACACUGAACACGUUGUUUUUCGAUAUGGAAACGAAGACUUUUUCAAACGGCUUGUUACGGAGAGGUCGACGGUCUCGGGGAUUCAGCUGGAUAUCCCGAAAUCAGUGGCGUUUCUCUGCGCGAAACGGCGUGAACCCGUCUUCUUUUCUGGGCCGACGGGAUGUGGAAAAAGCUUCUUGGCAAUGUGAGUUGAUUUUUGACGUUGAUAGUUUUGUUUUUAGGUGGAAAAUGCGGGUGAGAUAAUUCUAGGCCCAGAAAUUUCGAUCGGCUUACAAUUUUGUUUGUUACCGAUACGUGGUUGAUCAUAGCUGGCUGAUCAUUAUCUUAUUUUAAUUCUGAUGAAUCACGGAUUGAUUUGAGGAUAGACUUUCUGUUCAGCGUUUUCAAAAUCGAAGAGAAAUUUAUCAAUUUCUGAGGUCAAGGUACCUAAAAUAAGGUGCUACCCAUAACUUUUUAUAUUUUGAUCCCAAAAUAAAACUGAGAUUUCAGGUUAAUAGGACGUACUUUUGCGGCCGUCCGGCAGCAUGUUAUCUUCAUAUCAUCUUCCCAUAACCGAACCUUAUCCUCUUUGUUUCUCUUUCAAUCCCUCCACAAAUUCAAUGAUUCCGCAAUUCAAACUACACUUCUGGAGCGAAAAGGCGAAGAUUCUUAUAUAAGGUUUGUUAGUCUGGAGCAAUUCCUUUCUGACUUUCGAAUGGACCCGUCUUUCUUUGAGCAGAUCGGGUUGUUUAUUUUGGAUGACUUUGAUGGGAUGGUCGAUCCAAAUUUUGGUGGAUAUUGGCGUGAUGUUAUGGGUAAACUGCUCGAAAAUGACAUCAGGAGGACCGCUGGGUUCUUGUUUUUGACUCGAGCUUAUCAAAACGUAAAGGAUUUUGGAGGUGAGUGUUAAAUUUUAAGAUUUUAUAUUAUUUUAGGUAAUAAACUUUAAACUUUGGAAAAUUUUAUUUUUUUCAGAGUAUUUUGCCAAGAAUUCGAGCCGAAACUGUCAUGUAAUCACGGCCAAAUCUCGCCCGUUUGAUGUGAAAAAUAUUAUCUGCUCAAACGAACGAUUUUUUUCGGUCUCAGAGAAUUUGGGACCUGACGAUAAACGAAUUUCCCAAAGUGAAUAUAUACAUUUUGCGGAGGAUAUAAAAUCCAGAGUAUGGCACAAAGAUCCAUCAAUAAGGAAGCUGAACAACUUGGAGUAUUCGGUGGCGACUUUGACGGCGGACGGCAGAGCUCCGGUGAUUAUUUUGGCAGAGAACGACCACCAAGCCGAAUUUUUCUUCACUCAACUGGCUUCCAGAAUCGAUUUGUUGUCUUGUAAGUUUGGAUAAGACCCUGAAUGAUUUUUUUUCUUUGCAGUACUGAAGAAGGAACGACUAAAAACCGCCUUCAAAAUGUUCGUCGGGCAACAAUCUCAUCGAACUGAAGAAGUGGCCCUCAUCAACAAUUUAUUCCCUCUGAUUGUGAAUGGAUUUGGCCUCAUACACUCCUCAUUGCACAAUGGACUUGUUGAGGUCACCCAAACUUGCUUUAGACGAGGUCUUCUGGGUUGUUUAAUCAUGACUCGACAAUCCGCUGAUAGGGGUAUAAAUAAGGCAAGAUCGGUAAUUAUCCCCUCGGUUCAUGUCAAGAAUGGACGCGACAUUAGGUAAGGAGUCUUUUUAGAGAAUUUAAUACCGGUUUGUUUCAUUUUAACAAGGAAAGUACUUUUAUGGGGGCUCCUACUUUUUGACGGGACAUAUCUCAAAAAAUCAGAAAAAAUGUGCUGAUCAAGGAUAUAUAAAUCUUAGCUGCCCAUUUUGGGUUUUUAGGGGUGAAAAUGCCCAAAAAUUGGCUUAAUUUCCCUACAAAAGCCGCAGGCAUUCGAAACGAUAAAAAGCGCAGUCGGUCUCCUCCUUCGAGCGGUGUGGCCGAGUUGUUAGUGCCGUAGUCUGGGAAUCAUGAGGGGGAACGCCGCACGGGUUCGAUUUCCCUUUGGGCUGAAUCAACUUUUUUUGAAGUUGAAGGUCAAAAAAAUAAAUUUUUGGGCCAAGACUGAUUUAUUACGUCUUAGAAACACAUUAAACAUAAUUUUAAGGCAAAAUAAAAAUUGUAAACCUGUGAAAAAUUAAGCGAAAAGGGGUUUAUAUAGGACUUUAAGUCAACUUCCGAUUGAGUUUUCACCCCUAAAAACCUAAAAUGGGCAGCUAAGAUUUAUAUAUCCAUGAUCAGCAUAUUUUUUCUGAUUUUUUGAGAUAUGUCCCGUCAAAAAGUAGGAGCCCCCAUAAAAGUACAUUCCUUGUAAGAUCAUUUUUUAUAUGAUUUCGACAAGAAAUCAUAUUGUAGUAGACGAAAGUGAUGAUUUUUAAAUUAUUUUAGGUUGUUAACCCCGGUGGAAGUGGAGAAUAUGACGCAUCUGAAGGGAUUUCGCUCCGAUGCUUAUCGGGUAUUUAUCAUGGACUCGGCUUUACCUCAAGAUACCUUCGAAUAUUUGAUUACUCCCCAAAUUGAAAAUCUAAAAAUCCCGGAAUUCAAAACGUUUGCGAGUAUUCUGGAUGAUUUUGCAAGCCAUGGUAAGCGUUGUAGAUUUUUUUAGCGGUUUCAGCUUUUUCAAAUUGGGGGAAAAUUUUGAACUUUACCUUAUUUUAGGCCCUCAGACCCUAAAAAGUUUCACAACUCGGGUAAUCGACCAAUCCUUUAUCAAGUUUGACACUUUCCGAUUGAAAUUGGAGACUCAAAAAGAUUUGAAGAAACUGGAGGCUAGAUUUCAGCGCAUUGGAGAUGUCAAAUUUGAAGAUGAAAUCAAAAAUUACAAGGAAAUGCUGAAGGAAUUGGAUGAUUUGGAUCGAAAACAAAAAGACUUGGUGUUAAAAGAGGUCGUCAAUUAUUUGGGCCUUGGCAGGCUGAUCAGAGUGAGUUAAAAAUGGAAUAGCCUGCGUAUUUCCUUGUCUUUUGGGAGUUUUCUGAUCUUUUCGAUUAAAAAGUGGAUUUUUUUAGAGUUUUUUAGAAUUUAAUGGUGUUUAGUAGAACUUAAAGAUGCUUUGUAGACUUUUGUGGAAUGGAAACAGCCUAAUAAUAGCACUUUUUUCAGAUCAAAACGAGCCGUGUUGACCUAGGCUGGGCUGUGGUGAUAGGCCUUUUGAGGAGGUAUAAACAGGAUCCAGUGAUCCACGCGGGCUUCUUUAUCUCCGAACCGGAUGCGCAGAAGAAUUUGCCCUUUGAAAAAUUGGAAACGCCCGCGGAAACGGAGGAAAACGUAUUUGUUAUAAGGACUAUCCCGAAAGAUGCUAUUUUUGAUGUUUCGACGCUGCGAUUGAAGCUCCCAAUCACGUUGAUGAAGCCGUCGGAUCUCAGUACUCUCGGCGCUAUGCUUAAAGUAAGUGGUUACAGGGUUUUUGUUGGUUUUAGGGGAAAAGUAGAGAUUUUUCGAGUUUUUUUCAUGGAUAACAUAGAAUAUGCAAUUUUCUUUGCGGAUGGUGUCUUUUUUGGGUAUGAUAGGGCUUGUUGUGACAUCUGGGAGCAAAGACUUUUGUCCUUGCUACAGAAUGCCAAAAAUUGCGGAGUUUUUCUGAUCUGAAAUUUGAUCCUAAAAUGGGGUGAUAAAUACUUGCAGUUGGAAUGUUUUAGAAGCUAAUUGAUUGGGACCGUGGAAGCAUACCCCUACUUCGAUUACAAACCGAAGAAUUCAAAGAAAUUGAAGAAAAACGGCGGGGUUUGGUGGAAAGAAUCGAAAAAGUUGAGGAAAAGCAGUCUCUCAUGGAUUCCAUCGGUGCCUACGAUGCCAAAAAGGACGCAGAAAAUGAGAGGGAGUUCCUAAACAGGAGAGUUGAAAUGUUGGCGUCCGGCGUUAGUGCGGAAAAUUUGGAAAAACGAGUGGAAAUCCUGAAAAAAUUGGGAUUUUUACAAGAAAAUGGAGAAAACUUGAUAGAGAUGACGGAGAAGGCAGAGAACGCGAAAGGAAUAUUAUUGGGGGAUGAGAUCUUGCUUCUGGAGUUGAUUGAUGGCAUGGAAAAGUAUCAAAAAGUAUUUGGAGCAGCACUUUUGGAAGUUUUUGGGGGAUUUCCGAGGACUAAAAAGGUCAAAGAAAACGAGAUGCAAGUUGAUGAUGAGGAGGAGCAAUUGCAUUGUGAAUGUGUGGAAAGGAUCAAGGUAGGUCUCAAAAGGGUUUUCGUUUUUGGCAGCUCGCGCCCGAGUUUAUUUUGAAGUUCAAAUUUCAGACCAAAGUAGCCGAACUGGAACCCAUUUUUUCCCCAGAAGACCCAACGAAAUUGACGAAGAAUUAUCUCAUGUGGGAUGUAAAAUACGGCUCUCAUCUAAACACUGGUGAAUAUAUUAACAGCGGAGCCAAAAAUAUAAUCAUGGCCAGAAUUAACGGGUUUUUGAAGGCCAUAGAGGACGAAUUUGAAUUUGAUCUCCUCCCAGACCAAGCGGAAUUACCCGUUUAUCUAAUGUAG
Bursaphelenchus xylophilus (pine wood nematode) is the source of this 4737-nucleotide messenger RNA. NCBI's taxonomy places the organism in Eukaryota, Metazoa, Nematoda, Chromadorea, Rhabditida, Aphelenchoididae. The record is from the annotation of a GenBank genome assembly.